This is a messenger RNA of Ceratina calcarata, 1596 nucleotides long. RefSeq names its product excitatory amino acid transporter 1. Gene Ontology annotation, molecular function: neutral L-amino acid transmembrane transporter activity; glutamate:sodium symporter activity; L-glutamate transmembrane transporter activity. The record is from RefSeq and is a predicted model, not a curated record. Gene Ontology annotation, cellular component: plasma membrane. The coding region runs from base 158 to 1537 and encodes 459 amino acids. Gene Ontology annotation, biological process: L-glutamate transmembrane transport. The transcript is spliced from 10 exons. Lineage: Eukaryota; Metazoa; Arthropoda; Insecta; Hymenoptera; Apidae.
AAGAGCAUGUAGGUAGAACUACGUCGCGUGUUCUAUCGCGUCUGUAAAAGGGUCAUAAAUGCAUCUACUGUCAGAAGAUAUCUUCCUGAAGGUGAUGUCCUCUAUCUUUAAUAGAGAACACAUAUAAGCAGAGUAGAACCAUUGAUACAUUUCCAAAAUGAAUAUAUUGAGGAGAAUACUAAGAGAUAAGUUGAUAUUCAGAACGAUUGUCGGGGUGCUUGCUGGUAUUUCGUUAGGAAUUAUUCUUAAAACGUUUACACCUCAACCAUGGUCGAAACGCGAAAUAAUGUAUUUAAAAUUCCCUGGAGAACUAUUCAUGAGGAUGGUAAAUUGCUUGAUACUUCCUCUCGUAACGUCUAGCAUAGUGAGUGCUACUUGCAACUUGAAGAAAUCAGGCCAGAUCGGAAGAAUGGCUUUGUGUUACUACAUGACGACAACGACGCUUGGUAUAAUAUUAAGCGUUAUACUUGUACAGACAACAAAACCUGGGGAAUUGCUUAAAAGCCAAAACGUCGUGUCACAUAACACAACCAGAUCCUUUAUAACACUGGACAGUGUUUUAGAUUUAUUCAGAAAUCUUUUACCGGACAACAUAGUGGGCGCAUGUUUAUUUCAGUAUCAAACAUCAUUAAGAAAACCAAGUAACGAAUGCGUGUCAAUCGAAGAAUGGGAAAUAGAUCAUACAAAUGUAUCAGGAACAAAUGUAUUAGGAUUAGUAUUCUUUAGUCUAAUCAUGGGAUUAGCAAUCGGAAACAUAGAGUCAAAAGGGGAAGCUCUAAAGAGUUUCUUCUUUUCUUUAUCAGAUGCAAUGAUGAAAAUCAUGAAUUGGGCAAUAAUGAUGGUACCCAUAAGUGCAUUAUUUCUAAUCGCUGGCAAAAUCGUCGAAGUGGAAGACUUCAAGAGUGUAGUGCAACGACUUGGAAUUUACAUUUUAACAGUGUUCACUGGUUUAAUCAUACAAGGUCUCAUAAUACUUCCCCUAUUAUAUUUUAUAUGUACACGAAAAUCUCCAUACAAUAUUAUACUUAAACUUGGGCCAGCAUUUGUCACAGCGUUUGGUACAUCAUCAAGUACAGCCACGGUUCCAGUAACGAUAUCGUGCUUAGAACAACUUGGGAUACCUUCUAAAGUGUCCAGAUUUAUCGUGCCAAUUGGAGCUACUAUUAAUAUGGACGGUAUAGCAUUGUACGAAAGUAUUGGGGCAAUAUUUAUAAUUCAGUUACAUGGCUUUCAGUUCUCGUUAUUCAAAACUGUAAUAAUCUGUAUUACCUGUACUAUAUCGUGCAUUGGUGCCGCGGGAUUACCUAGUGGCGGUUACGUAAUGCUUAUUAUGGUGUUGAACUCCGUCGGGGUACCAGUGGAAGACGUUUCCCUGAUCAUUGCCAUCGAUUGGUUUGUAGAUCGUUUUCGGACCACGAUGAACAUUGUGGCCGACGCUUUAGGCGCCGGUAUAAUAAGUCAUUAUUACAAGAAAGAUAACCAAAACUUUGAACUAGAAGUAGUACAAUUGACAAUAAACACACGUAAUAUUUCAUAAAAUUAAGAACAAAUCUUGUUGACUAAGCUAUUUAUUAAUAAAGUGACUAUAUACUCGAA